AUGGCCAGCGAUGUCGAACACUACACGGAUGGAUGGUCGAAGCUCUGGGACUCGGAUGACAGCGACCUCUGGGACCGAUCGAAGCCCUCGCCACCACUGAUCGACCUUAUCGAGGAGCGCCGGGACGUGUUCCAACCCGUUGCGGAAGAUGGGAGGAAGAAGAGGGCGCUGGUUCCGGGAUGUGGCAAAGGCUACGACGUGGUGAUGCUCGCCUUGCAUGGCUUCGACGUGUACGGGCUGGAUGUCUCCGCGACAGGCGUUUCAACGGCCAAAGAGUAUGCCAGAGGAGAGCUGGCAAACCCGCAGGGUUAUAAUUUCGGCUCUGGGGACUUUUUCAAGUCGGACUGGGAGGAUGGGAUGAAGUUCGAUUUGAUAUAUGACUAUACUUUUCUCUGUGCCCUUCACCCAAGCAUGCGUGCCCAGUGGGCCUCUCGGAUGGCUGGCCUGCUAGCCCCCAAGGGUCACCUCGUGUGCCUCGAGUUUCCCCUCUGGAAGGACCCCAAGCUGCCUGGUCCGCCGUGGGGAUUGAAUGGUGUUCAUUGGAAUCUUCUUGCCGAAGGAGGAAAUGGGAUUGUUGGGGAUGAUGUGAAGGUGGAACAGGGUAGUGAAGGGGGCUUGUUUACGAGGACGCUGUAUAUGAAGCCAGAGAGGUCAUAUGAGCAGGGGAGAGGGAUGGAUAAGCUGAGUGUUUAUGUGAAAAAAGAGUGA
Molecule: messenger RNA, 708 nt
Organism: Aspergillus melleus
Lineage: Eukaryota; Fungi; Ascomycota; Eurotiomycetes; Eurotiales; Aspergillaceae
Exons: 4
Coding region: 1-708 (235 amino acids)
Molecular function (GO): S-adenosylmethionine-dependent methyltransferase activity
Source: RefSeq, a predicted model, not a curated record